Messenger RNA from Limulus polyphemus (Atlantic horseshoe crab), 2005 nucleotides. Its product is annotated as chordin-like protein 1. NCBI's taxonomy places the organism in Eukaryota, Metazoa, Arthropoda, Merostomata, Xiphosura, Limulidae. The record is from RefSeq and is a predicted model, not a curated record. Bases 216 to 1505 code for a protein of 429 amino acids. Gene Ontology annotation, molecular function: protein binding. The transcript has 12 exons.
CCAGGAACUGUCAGCUUCGACUUUCUUCUUUUACAGUGAACUGUGGUAAACUUUCUCUGUGUUGGGCAUACAACAGUAACUACGUUCAUUGCGUUCAACGGGUUGACAGAAGAUAAUGCUGGUGAAGGUUGCUUAGCUGUAUUUUGGCACACGGGAUCAAGUAACGCUACCCAAAUUAGAAGAUUCUGACUGAUAUUCACCUGGUUUUACUCCAAAUGUCCUCUCAUCGAUGUUCGGGAGCUGUGGUAGUUGUAUCUGUUCUUGUAUUUUAUAGCCUGGUUUUUACAGUUUUUGGGGAAAAUGGCACUAGCCUUUGUUCAUCAGAUAAUGCAAACGGCGAAACUAACCAAUGGCGUCAUAUAGGGAGCAACUUGAAAAAUCUUGUUUGUGUGGUCUGCCUGUGUGAAAAGGAUGGCCAGGUCAACUGCUCCAGUAGGGAAUGCAGCACAGACUUCUGCCGUUCUGGAGAACAUUACGAUGACGAGUGCUGUAGGUUGUGUACUGAUUCACGAGUGGUUUCAACUUCUAGACCAGCAGCCCAGCUACAGGUGGCGUGUUUUGAUAAAGGACAAAUAUUUAAGGAUGGCGAGACUUUCGCUUCUAAUUCAACAAGUCUUCAGCCUAGAAAGCCUAAUCAGUGUGUACAAUGUGUUUGCCAGAAAGGCAAGAUACUUUGUAGACUGAAGACGUGUUCCAUGCAGUCAUGCCAGAACCCUAACUACCGAUCAGAUGAUUGUUGUCCUGUAUGUGCAGCGAAAGUCUCCCCAGCCCAUCAAGAUGUAAGAGUGGAUAACAUACUGGUAACAUUCCGAACUUCAGGUGGUGGCUCAGUUUGUAGUUCUGGUGGUAUCAGCUAUCCUCAUGGUUUCACGUGGCAUCCUGUUAUUGGCCCUUUGGGACAAAUGGACUGCGUACUUUGUAAAUGUCAGAUGGGAAAAGUUGAAUGUGGGCGCAUAGGUUGUUCAUUAAGAGGACUCACGUGUGCUAAACCCCAGAAGGUCAUAGGUCGCUGUUGUCCCAUAUGUGUUAACAAAGACAGCCCAUCUGUCCUAGAAGAUGCUGCUACUCACCCUAGUGUUUCAAUAAGCGGUAGAUCGCAAUCCGAAAAGCUGUGUUUAUCCAAGAGACAAGACUACGUCGUUUACAAAAGUCACGCAUUUAGUACCACAAGUGGCUAUUACCAAUUUGCUUUUCAAAAGGUGGGGGACGGAGGAAACACCAGACUCUUUUCGUGGACAAUGAAAGAAGGUACAAUGGGCGACUUUUCCGAGCAACACUUGUCAAAAUCGGACUUUUCGGAUGUUCGAAACACUUUUAAAUUUAAACUAAUGGGUUCUACUAAAUCAAAACUUGUAGGACGAUUUGCGAAGCGUUCUAAGAAACUUGCAGAGCGUUGUAACAAGAGAUGCGACCAGAAAGUCUCUAGGCUAGAGAGUGGACUGCGGCUUAAGAAAGUAGUCCUAAAUUCACAAUGUUUGGCUAGUGAUAUCACUUUCGAGAUAUAGCAUUAUGAAGUUUCAUCUGUUGUCAAGGGUUAAUUUUAGAUGUUAUAUAAGAAAAUUCAAAGUUUUAGAUACUUUUGAAUACGCGAAACGUAGUGGUAUAAAUCAUUGCCAUCAUUCGAAUUAGUAUUAUUCAUUGUGCACCAUCGUCAGUCUUUUUCCAGAGCCUAAUUUUUAAAACUUAAACAGGAAACGUGUAAAAUCCCAAGAUUAGCAACUACGAAAACUCUCAUCGCUCGUUUUGUUCUUUAAUGAGAUUAAUAAUGGCCACCUGCGCCUGCUUAUUUCCCUUUCUUAUAUGUAAACAAAUGACCCAUAAAGUUUAGCGACAUUCGUAUUUUGUUAACAAUAUCGUAAGGUUUCAGUUGUUAAUAUACCAUAAAAUAGUAAUGUACGUCAGAAAACCCAAGGAAUUACUGUUUGUAUGUUAUGUUGAGGGCUAUCUGCGCUAGCCGUUCUUAUUUUUGAAGUGAUAGACAAAAGGGAAGGCUGCUAGCUAACAC